GGUCCGCAAGCUGCCGACCGUCCGCGACCCGGAGUCUGGAUUCGAGGGCUGGAAGUCGAACCCGGUGUACAUAGGAGGGCCGCGGUGGACAAUUUCGAAGACAGGCUCCAGGGACACGACGAGGGGCGGCCGCGGAACCUUCGGGACCCGGGAGACGUGGAUCGGCGUCGCGGCGCGCGAGAAGAACUGGGUCCCCGGCCCAGGCGCCUACAGGUCGGACCGCGAGUUCCUGUGCAACGAGAAGGACGAGAUCGACUCGAACAAGACGAUCCAGGAGGGGAUGCGCCCCCGACUACUCCUUCCCGAAGGACGUCAAGGAGACUAG
Prorocentrum cordatum is the source of this 325-nucleotide messenger RNA. NCBI's taxonomy places the organism in Eukaryota, Dinophyceae, Prorocentrales, Prorocentraceae. The record is from the annotation of a GenBank genome assembly.